CGAGGGCAUGAUCCACGACGUGACCGAAGCGGGGCAUCUCGACUUUCUCGACGAUCGGGGCGCCGAGUUCGUGGGGCUGGCCUACGAGUUCCCGUACAUCGGGAGGAACGUCGAGUUCCGGGGCUACAAGGUCUCGGACGCGCCGCGGAAGAAGCCGGAGCCUUGGGGUUCCUUUUCGUCGGUGGCGUACGAGUAUGCGCGGGCGGCCAGAUGGUGA
Colletotrichum destructivum is the source of this 217-nucleotide messenger RNA. RefSeq lists its product as uncharacterized. The transcript has a single exon. The record is from RefSeq and is a predicted model, not a curated record. The coding region runs from base 8 to 217 and encodes 69 amino acids. Lineage: Eukaryota; Fungi; Ascomycota; Sordariomycetes; Glomerellales; Glomerellaceae.